Molecule: messenger RNA, 980 nt
Organism: Anoplophora glabripennis (Asian longhorned beetle)
Lineage: Eukaryota; Metazoa; Arthropoda; Insecta; Coleoptera; Cerambycidae
Product: WAP four-disulfide core domain protein 2-like
Exons: 2
Coding region: 196-612 (138 amino acids)
Cellular component (GO): extracellular region
Molecular function (GO): peptidase inhibitor activity
Source: RefSeq, a predicted model, not a curated record
UUGAAUAUUUUAAAGUAAUUAAUUGCAUAUAACCGUCGACAUUAAUUAACGAGUAUACUACGAGUUCUUGUGGUUUCCGUUUUUUGAGAUAUUCAGCUAGUUGAACGAACCAGAAGAUAAGCCAAUCCUCCAAAUUUUAUUCGUUCGAAUCGAGACAGACCGAAAUCGGCCUGCCUGGAAGUAAGAAGCAAGAAAAUGUUCAUCCCUCUCGUAGCGAUCUUCGCCGUGGUGCCGGUAGCGAUCGGCCAGUUUAAUGGCAUCCUGGGGCAAUUGGGAAGAAAACCGGGUAGUUGUCCACCCUUCCCCGAUGUUGGAAUUUGUGAGAUGUCCUGUUACGGCGAUUACAAUUGCGCAAGAUCACUGAAGUGCUGCAGGACCGCUUGCGGAGGAACAUUCUGUAUAAGCCCUGUGACGGCCCCCAUCAGUAGUAAUUUAGAGGAAAAACCAGGUGUCUGUCCGCGACCUUCAGGCCCUUGGGUUUGCUCAAGCAGAUGUAAACAAGAUUCCGAUUGCAGGGGAAAGAAGAAAUGUUGCCGAAAUAGAUGCGGUGCUAAUGCGUGUAUUGCUCCAGAAGAAGACAAUUCCGAGAAUGAAGUUCCGCUUAUUAUAUAGUUGCAUUAUUACUUGUAAAACAUUAAUCGGAUACGAUCGAGUGGGCUGUACAGGAUCCCAAACCUUUUUUAAUGAAAAAAUUAAAAUUAAGUUGAUUUUCACAUUUUUUCCACAUGCAAUAGUAGAAUAUGUUAAAAAAAGUCCUACCUAACCAAACAAAAUAAGUAAAACUUUCUUUAAAGAAAAUGCUUAGGAUUCUUCAUGUCAAUUUCAUGUAUUUUUUCAUUUCUAUGCGUGUAUUUUAUUUUAGUUAAAUAUUUUUAAUUAAAGCGUACUUAGACUAAUAAGUUUGUCAAGUUGUCAAGUUUAAAAUAAUUUUUCAAAAAUUAAAAAUUAUUUUUAAGUUAAACAAUAAAAUAUCAAUUUUU